This is a messenger RNA of Oppia nitens, 1356 nucleotides long. RefSeq names its product PI-PLC X domain-containing protein 1-like. Gene Ontology annotation, biological process: lipid metabolic process. The coding region runs from base 1 to 1356 and encodes 451 amino acids. Gene Ontology annotation, molecular function: phosphoric diester hydrolase activity. Lineage: Eukaryota; Metazoa; Arthropoda; Arachnida; Sarcoptiformes; Oppiidae. The transcript is spliced from 3 exons. The record is from RefSeq and is a predicted model, not a curated record.
AUGAAUUUACGUCAAAUUGUAUCGAAACUGAUAAUAUCUGUUAUCAUUGGAUCAACUAUUGAUUGUUCAAUAAGCGAUACUAAUGACAAAGAUCCUGAAGUUUGGAUAACAGUGUCUUCUUUAGCCGAUUUUAAUAGAAAGCUUAACCGAACCAUAGAAAGACAAAUUGAGCUCAACUGGAGACGAGUUACCAUCGAUGGACAACACAAUCAAUGGAUUGGACUAUUCAAUGAAAAUCCCAGUAAUGAAAAACUCGUAAAAAGUGGUAAAAAUUAUUCAAUUGAUUCAAUUAAUAUCGAUUUACUAAACAAUGGAAGUUAUAGAACUUACAUACAAUUUCCAUACAAAAAGUUUUCAAUGAAAAAUCUCAACAAUUCGUGUCUAAAAUAUUGGAUCGCAUUAAUCAAAAAUAAGAAAAUUAUUGCUAAAAAUUGUCUUAAAAUACAUCCAUUUUGGAUGGAAAAAAAUAUGGCUAUCAUUGGUAAUAUGAGUUUAUUGGAUCUGAUGAUACCGGGAACUCAUAAUAGUGGCAGUUUUGAUAGGUAUGACCUCUACGAGGAUACGCUUACCAAUAAAUACACUCUUUGUCAAGACGAAAGUAUAUUUAAUCAAUUGAUUUAUGGUAUCAGAUUUCUAGAUUUACGAAUAGCUUAUGAUAACAAUAAUGAAGAUAAGCAAAGGGUAUGGAUAGUUCACGGACCGGUAGUUAUGAAACAUACAUUAAAUUCAGUGAUACAACAAAUCAAACGAUUUAUGGAAAUGGCACCAAAAGAGGUGAUUAUUAUUGAUUUUCAUCGAUUUGAAAAAGGCUUUGCAAAAGACGAAUUAUCACAACAAAAGAUAAGACGACAUCAUCGAAAAGUGUGGACUAUUUUAGACAAACAUCUUCUCAAAUAUUUGGUACCUAAAAGUAUGGGACUCAGGACUAAACUCAAUGAAUUAAUCGCUAAAAACAAACGAAUAAUCAUUGGCUAUACAAGUGAUAAUUAUCUGAUUGAUCGACAAUAUCUGUUCCCACAAACUAAACAUUUGUGGCCAAACACUGAUAUCGUUAAUGAAAUGGUCGACUAUUUUAAUAAAACCAUUUGCGAUGUCUUUCCCGGAGAGUUAGUCUCAUCAAUGGCUCAAUUGACUGCUGAAAAAUUCAAAUUGAUUAUCGAUUUGUAUGACGGCUUGCGAACAAUGGCUCAAAAUGUCAAUCGCCUAAUAACUGAUGCUUUCCAUUGGGAUAGUGGGAUGGGUUGGACUGACUGUGCAAAUGUGGUCUCCAGUGACUAUUUUCUGGGUAAUAAUCUAAUCGAUAUAUCAAUUAAAACAAAUCUAAUGCGAUCUAAAAAGCAAUCAACUGUUAAGUAA